Molecule: messenger RNA, 525 nt
Organism: Miscanthus lutarioriparius
Lineage: Eukaryota; Viridiplantae; Streptophyta; Magnoliopsida; Poales; Poaceae
Source: the annotation of a GenBank genome assembly
AUGGGCAAGCAAAAGAUUGUGCUCAAGUUACCCCUGGAUGACGAGAGGAAGAGGAGGAAGGCCUUCAAGGCUGCUGUGGGCAUGAAUGGUGUGACAUCCGCCACGAUGGAGGGCGACAAGAUCAUCGUCGUCGGCGACGGUGUGGACCCCAUCACGCUGACGACCAUGCUCCGGCGCAGCCUAGGCCACGCGGAACUGCUCAGCGUCAGCUCCGGCGACGACAAGAAGAAGGGCGAUGGGUAUGGCUACGGGAGCGGCGGUGGCAUGAUGUACGGUGGUGGCGGUGGCAUGGGCUACGGCGGUGGAUUUGGUGGUGGCAAAGAGGGAAAAGAGAGCGGCGGCGGCGGUGGUGGCAAGGGCAGCAGCGGCCCUGCAGGCUACGGCGGCGGCCACUACCAGGCGAUGCCACCGGUCUCCUACCCUACCUACCAGCAGUACAACGCCAUGCCGUCCUACCCUGCCGUCUACUCCUACCCUGCAGCUUACCCGCAGCAAGAACAGGACCCUGGAUGCAGUAUCAUGUGA